AUGACAAGCUCCAUGCCCCAGAAGAAGUUUUACCGGCAGCGGGCGCACUCCAACCCCAUGGCGCACCACGAGUUCGACUAUCCAGUGAACCCACAGCAAAUGGACUGGUCUCGGCUCUAUCCAAACUUCUUCAAGGACUCGGACUCAGAGCUCUCGCCAAAAGUGGAGUUUGCGGAUAUCGGCUGUGGAUAUGGAGGACUUUUAGUGGAGCUGUCCACACUGUUCCCGCAGCAGCUCGCCUUGGGGAUGGAGAUACGGGUCAAAGUGUCAGAUUACGUCCGUGACCGGAUCACGGCGCUUCGAGCGGCCGAGCCCGGGAAGUAUCAGAACAUCGCCUGUAUCCGCGGCAACGCCAUGAAGUACCUGCCCAACUUCUUCACCAAAGGACAGCUCAGUAAGAUGUUCUUCCUGUUUCCUGAUCCUCACUUCAAGAAGAAUAAACACAAGUGGAGGAUCAUCAGCCCCACGCUGCUAGCAGAGUACGCCUACACGCUCAGGGUCGGGGGGCUCGUCUACACCAACACAGACGUGGAGGAGGUCCAUGUGUGGAUGGUCCAGCACUUCAGCCAACACCCGCUGUUCACCCGAGUCGCCGACCACGACAUGGCUGAUGAUGUCAUCGUGGGGCGGCUGGGCACCUGCACCGAGGAGGGCAAGAAGGUCCAGAGGAACGGGGGAAAGAACUACAUCGCUGUUUUCAGACGAGUCCAGGACCAGAACCUGGACCAGGAACUCCACUGA
Molecule: messenger RNA, 741 nt
Organism: Knipowitschia caucasica
Lineage: Eukaryota; Metazoa; Chordata; Actinopteri; Gobiiformes; Gobiidae
Source: the annotation of a GenBank genome assembly